AUGACUGCUUGGUGGUCCAAUGAAAGGAUCAGCACCACCGUCAAUGCGGCAUACAUCAAGAGAGAGUUGGGAUCGAAAGAUUUGGUGGACAAGGUGCAUCGGGUGCUUGCAUUUGGAGAUGGCUUAACGGACGACACUUAUCUUGAUUGGAUCCUCGAAAGAAGCCCGCGCUUCUUCCUCAUCCUCAAUGUAAUCGGCGUACCGGAGAAGGUCUUCGAGAUCAUUGACAAAUCCUUCGCCGACGACGACCUUCCAUUAUCACAGGAUACUCUAUGGGAGCUCAACCUCUUCGGCGGCAAGUCCGAGACAUUGGACAGGAAGUUCCACCGCGAACAGUUCAACUUCCUCAUACAAGAGCUUGAACCUGGGGGGCAUGUCGACUAUGGGGACUGGGCCGUCGUCCCGGUAGAACCAUUUGUGAAAAGGCCAGGCAUUGCGAAAGCCAACGACAAGGUUUACGUCCAUGGAAACCUCUACACUAGGAAGAAAAUCACCGUCUUCGACGACAACAGCAUCGAUGAAGUGCAGUUCAUCAUGCACCUCAAAUCCCUUUCGACCAUCCGCCAUCCUCAUCUCGUAUCAAUUUGGUCAACUUACUCGCAGGAAAGCUUCAUUUACGUACUGCUCACUCCUGCUACCGAGCAUACCCUGAAAUCUUUCCUCGAAGAACAGCCCAAGGCUUUCAAGAAUUUUGACAAAGCGCAACGCCGGGAGAUAUAUCUGACCUGGACCCACUGCCUCGCUGCAGCCUUAGCGUAUCUUCACGACAGAGGCUUCACCCAUGAGACAAUCCGCCCUGGUACUAUUACGGUCGAUCACAAUAACAAAAUAUACCUUGGAGAUCACAGCGCUCUCAAGAAAGUCGACACAGACGAAUCUCCCAAUGCCUACAACGGCGAGCUGUACGAUCACGCGGCACCCGAAAAUUGGUUGCGCAAACCCCGGCUUCACGAAGUAGCGGCACUCAAGACGAUACUUCCAGGCGGUGGUCGCACCUCUAGAAGGAUUCCAAAGGCACCCACUGCCGAGCGAACGACAUCCCUCCCUCUCCCUUCGACACCAGUCAACUCCACUCGCACCAACUCGAAAAGCGGCUCCUCGGGCUCCUCAACCAAUGCCUCUCGGCCACGCAAUGCGCUCAUCACAACUUUCGCUCCUACUGAGCGACGCACCUCCAUCUCUUCCUCAAUCAGUCCCCGUAACAGCAAGCUCGAAGCGGCAGAUGUCUUCUCUCUCACCACAGUCCUCAUAACCCUGCUCUCGAUGAUUCUCCAGCAUACACCAAAAACCUUCGCCUCCCACCGAUCCCGCUUGAAUCGUCAAGCCGGUCGCGGCAACGCUCCUCCCGAUGCCUCCUUUCAUAAGAAUCUCAAUCAAGUGGUUAAAUGGCUUGACAUUUUAGCUAAAGAGGCAGGACAACGGGAGAAGAAAGACAUGAAGUUUUGGGGCGCCGUUGUGGAGACAGUCCAGCUUUGCAGGCUGGGUGUCAAGAAAGAGGCAAAGGAACGGACAACGGCGAAAGAGCUUGAAUAUAAGAUUGGUGGUUGGGUGGAGUGGGGCUUAGGCAGGAAACGCAGGUGCACCUGCGAGGUGGCAAGAGAUACCGGUGUACAACCGGAUACCCGCAGCAGUGCAGAAUUUUCGAGUAAAUUCGCCUUGGAUCAACCAAGCUCGGGACGUCGCUCUAGCAGACCAGACUGGCUUCCUGCGAGCGAGCGUAGUCGGAGUUUUCCUGAAAGUCGGCCUCGAAGUGCGGACGCGGCUAAGCAGAGUACUGUAUGGGGUUUAGGGGAUCUGGCAACACUGCACGAGAACAUGAUGCGGCCGGCCAGCGUUAUGACCUUUGAAGAUAGUACGGCUUGGGAGCUCGAGCAUGGGCCAUAUAUGGACAGAGACAACAGAGGAUCCGCUAGUAUAAUUUCCGGUAAGGAAAGCACGGUCUGGGGUCUGGGAGAUGCGCAGCGGAUGGACGACGAAGAUCGACACACUAUCGGGCGGAAAAAAAGCGAUGCUUCUGCGACAGAUUCUUGUAUAGCUAUGGGAGAGGUGGAAGUGUUAGAGGGCUACGAUAUUGAUGAUGAUGAGGACGACGAAAACGAGGAUUAUGAGAAGGUCCUCUAUGAGAAAGGGGGCCGGUCAGAACAUUGGCCAUUCCCACACUGA
Molecule: messenger RNA, 2163 nt
Organism: Letharia lupina
Lineage: Eukaryota; Fungi; Ascomycota; Lecanoromycetes; Lecanorales; Parmeliaceae
Exons: 1
Coding region: 1-2163 (720 amino acids)
Biological process (GO): protein phosphorylation
Cellular component (GO): cytoplasm
Molecular function (GO): ATP binding; protein serine/threonine kinase activity
Source: RefSeq, a predicted model, not a curated record